CAAGUCGAGAAAAGCGCAAUCAAUGUCUCACACGACCUGGUUUGACUUGUGCUCAUUUCCCUUCCCCCCCAAGGUCCAGCCAGGUCCCCCAGCCAUCUCCAUUCUGUCACCCAAUGUCCCAACAACUGGUUGUUGUGUCAAUCAAUCAAUCUAAUUUCUCUCUCUCUCUCUUUCCCAUUUCUCCCUCUUUCUAUCUUUUCCCGGUACCUACCUAAUCGUUAAUUCGAUCUUUCCAUUCCGCCUUCCAUCCUUAUCAGUGGAGGUCGUGCGUGUUCUGGAUUGGUGAACAGCGUUGCGGUCUGUUUACACGCAACUCGACAACCCGGCAACGAACUGGAGCUCCCUCCGUUCCUAGAAAUAUAAGCUUAAAACAGCUCCACCACCACGAGCUUCACCUUCUCCCCAGGACCUGAAUUCCCACGUCAACAACAACACACAGCUCGUCCAUUCAACUACUCGACGACAAACUCGAAGCCGCCGCAGCGAUGAGCGGGCCACAGUAUGGCGCCCAGCCUGGUGGCUACUACAAUAACAACAACAACUACCCUCCGCCGCCGCCCAACUCGUACCAGAUGAACCCCAUGCCGACCGAUGGUAACUACGGCCAGCAACCGCAGUAUGGAUAUGGAGGAGGUCCACCGCCGCAGCAGUAUGGAAAUGGUUAUGGGGAUGGCGGGUACGCUCCGCCUCAGGGACCUCCGCCGAACGGGUCCAAACCUCCUCCGACCGAUGGCUACGGCGGCCCCCCGCCCUCGUACGAUGAAGUGUUCAAGGUCCAGAAGCCCAAGUACAACGAUUGGUGGGCCGGGCUUUUGUUCCUGGCUACCGUUGCUGGAUUCGUCGCGGUUUCGGCUAUUAGUAUUCAUGGUUAUGCCGACAACAGAAGUCAAAACAAUGGCAGCCUCAACGGUCAACGCAACACCUUUGGUCUCACCACCCACACUAUCUACCUCUUCGUCUGGGUCCUGAUUUGCGCCAUUGUCCUCAGUUAUGCGUACAUGUGGAUGGCCCGCAAGUUUACCAAGCAGUUCAUCUACGCCACCGGCAUCCUCAACAUUGUCAUGGGCCUGGUUACGGCACUUUACAUGUUAUCUCGCAAGUACUGGUCCGGCGGCAUCGUCUUUCUGAUCUUCGUCGUCCUACAAGCCCUCUUCUUCUGGUCCUGCCGCUCGCGCAUUCCCUUUUCGACCCUGAUGCUCCAAACCGCCAUCGAUGUCUCCAAAGUCCACGGUCACGUCUACCUCGUCUCCGCUGUCGGCGGUGUUAUAGGCACCCUGUUCGCCGCCUACUGGGCCAUCACCCUCGUAGCCGUCUAUGUCAAGUUCGAGCCGGACCCGAACAACGCCGCCUGCCGUAACGCCGGUGGGUGUUCCUCAGGCAAAGUCAUUGGCCUGAUUGUCUUCAUCACCUUUGCCGGCUACUGGAUUUCGGAGUGGCUGAAGAACACCAUCCACACCACCGUCGCGGGCAUCUAUGGGUCGUGGUACUUCAACAGUCGCAACUACCCGACUAAGGUCACGCGCGGCGCCCUCAAGCGCUCGCUCACUUACUCCUUUGGCUCGAUUUCUCUGGGAUCUCUCUUCAUCGCCAUCAUCAACCUGAUCCGCCAACUCGCCCAGGCUGCUCAACAAAACGCCGCGCAGGAGGGCGACAUCCUCGGAACCAUUCUCUGGUGCAUCUUUGGGUGUCUGAUCGGCAUCUUGGACUGGCUCGUCGAGUUCAUCAACCGCUACGCCUUCUGCCACAUUGCGCUCUACGGAAAAGCCUACUUUGCCGCGGCCAAGGAUACAUGGAAGAUGGUCAAGGACCGGGGAAUCGACGCUCUGAUCAAUGAAUGCCUGAUCGGCCCCGUGCUAACCUUUGGCGCUACUUUCGUCGCUUAUGCGUGCGGUCUGAUUGCGUAUCUGUACAUGGUGUACACUAAGCCGGCGUACAAUGACGGAGGAGGAUUCACACCCGUGGUGGUGGCGUUUGCUUUCCUGAUUGGGUUGCAGGUGUGCAAUGUGUUUACGACGCCGCUGACGAGUGGCAUUGAUACGAUAUUUGUGGCGAUGGCGUGGGACCCUGAGGUGUUGAUGAGGGAUCAUCCGGAUUUGUAUCACAGGAUGGUGCAGGUUUAUCCCCAUGUUCAGGAGGCUAUUCAUGCAUGAUUUGGCCUCCUUCUGUGGUAGAUGGGGGAAUAAUAUUGGAGGAGGGGAAGGCAAGGAGAGUAGACGGAGGGGCCGCCCUCCAACUGGCGAAAAGAAAGGAGGGAGGGCGGGUACAUGCCGUUCAAAACCUAGGAAUGCCUAUACGAUACUAUACCUGCUGUAACUUGUAAUUCUUUGAAAGAGGGAGUUGGUGCGUCAGGAGGGUUUGAUACCAUAGGUAGAGGUAGCGAGUAGGAAGUUGGGUUGGUUGCAUGGGAGGGGGUGAGGAGAACGAUACCAGAGCAGAGCAGGAAACGAGAGACUACUAGGUAACAAGAACGAAGACGAGAGAAAAGAAUAGUAGUAAUAACAGAACCUAAAAUGACUAAUUUACACGUACCUACA
Molecule: messenger RNA, 2534 nt
Organism: Neurospora crassa OR74A
Lineage: Eukaryota; Fungi; Ascomycota; Sordariomycetes; Sordariales; Sordariaceae
Product: PNS1
Exons: 2
Coding region: 486-2150 (554 amino acids)
Biological process (GO): transmembrane transport
Cellular component (GO): plasma membrane
Molecular function (GO): transmembrane transporter activity
Source: RefSeq, a predicted model, not a curated record